UCUGUAACAGCAGAUCAGACAGCAGAAGAAGAAAGGGGACCAAAAUAAAUCAUUACUGCAGGUUUACAGCUUCCAACAGAGAGUGUGGAUUAUGUGUACUCGUGGCCAGGAACGACAGCUGACACACAGGAAGUCUGACUGGUGCUCAACCGAGCUCGCAGCCAGAUUAUCCAAUCAGCAUCACCUGUGUGAAGCUGGUGUGUGACAGCCUGAGGUACUGAGAAGGAACCCUGACCAUGACCUGCUGCGACUUUUCAAAAUAAGAGCAUGAAGCUGUUGGUGAUUAAGCUUUAGGAGUGCCUGUGUGUGUUUGUGUGUGAGCAGACCAGCAGAUUUUACAGCAUGAGGUUCACUUCACCCACAGAAACAUGUUCAAACACUCUAAAUACAAACAUAUAUUAAAAUGCAUGAAUAUAAUGUGGUGAGGUGUACCUAAUAAAGUGGCUGUGAGUGUAAAUUCUGCACAAAGUCCUGUGAAAUAUGUGAGUUUCAACUUUGUGGGUCCGCUCAAUCAAUCAGUUGAUCGGUCAGUGAACCGAUCGAUCAUCUGCGGUGUUUCCUCUUCAGGAUGUUGGGGCUCUGACAGCUGCAGAAACCUGAUCAGCUGAUUGGUGGCUCAUCCUGGGGUGUCCACGUGCACAGCCUGACCUUUCAUUGUUAGAGAAGCUGCUGCACGCGCUGUUAGUCUGGAUGAUGUCAUUACCCCAACACUGUCCCUUUAACGUGCUGAACAUCCGGGCAGCAGGGGGCAGCAGUGGCGCUCAGGGGCCACUGGCUGUGUUUGUGAGGGCUCCGAAGUCCACCAGAACCCGGACCCCAGCUCAGACCUCUGAGGGUCCCACAGGUGAGGCCCAGUGCACCUGUCCUCACCUCAGGUGGCAGGGUCCUCCGAGUUUACUCCAGAAUUAAAGUCACAAGAACUCAAAAUAAAGGCUGUUUUUAUUCUAAAUAACAAACUUUAUUAGGACAAACAGCAGAAACACCUCACCCCACCUGCGGCAGGUGCGGAGUCAGAUGAUGACCUCACUGAUCACGGGGACUCCGCUGCUCUUAGCGGGCUCUUCUGCCGCCUCUCAGCCCCCGAUCAGCAUCGCGCCGGGCGGUGGAGGGAGCCCCGACGGCUUCCUCCCAGAGCAUCCGCUGUGCUCCGCGGGCCCCCGGCCGCAUCUCUGCCGGCGGUCCCCGGGCCUCCCGCCUGUUCAGCAUCUGGACCCAGAGAGGGCUCGGAGUACGCAGUCGGGUUUGAGUGAAAACGGCGUAAAUGUAAAAUAGCGUCCGUUAAAGAGUGCGUGUGCGGCGGCUCCAGCGGGGCUGGCUGCCGCUGUGGCCGCUGUCUCUGGUUUCAUCCUCCGCCUUUGUCCUCAUGUUUUCCCCCGGAGUUCCUCCCCCUGCGGCGCUGGGCGGAGUUUCAUACCGGACUAGACGCUCCUUUUGUCGGAUUCGUUUCGACCUGACUCCCCGGGGUUUACGGCUGAAAAAAACACACUUCCACGGUCCCGAAAGCAGCCGAACCGGCACGGUGCCGUGCAGUAUCACCCCGGCUUUCUGUCCGAACCAGCAGAGGGAGGGGCGGAGCCUCCUCCGUCGGUCACUGCAGGAUGAACGGCAGCAGCAGCGUCUCCACGGCUCAGAGCACCAGGGUCAAGACUGAACCAGAUGACUGGAGUAAGGAGGACUGUCUGACUCUGCUGGAGAGGAUUCGCACCCUGUUGCCUGACGGAGACGCCAUGAAGUAUAAAACCACCGAGUCGCACUUUGACUGGGAGAAAGUUUGUUUUGGCGGCUUCACCGGCGAGAUGUGUCGCCAGAAGUGGCAGAAAGUCUCGUCUGAGGUCAGGAAGUACCGAACGAUGACGGAGCUCAUCGUGGACGCCAUCGAGUUUGUGAAAAACCCAUAUAAAGGCAAGAAACUGAAGACUCACCCAGAUUUCCCGAAGAAGCCUCUGACGCCAUACUUUCGCUUCUUCAUGGAGAAACGAGCCAAAUACGCCAAAAUCCAUCCAGAGAUGAGCAACCUGGACCUCACCAAGAUCCUGUCCAAGAAGUACAAGGAGCUGCCCGACAAGAAGAAGCAAAAGUACAUCACAGAGUUCCAGCGUGAGAAAGAAGAUUUCGAGAAGAACAUGGCUCGAUUCAAGGAGGAGCACCCCGAGCUGAUCGAGGAGAGGAAGAAGUCGGACCUGCCGGAGAAACCCAAAACCCCCCAACAGCUGUGGUACAACCACGAGAAGAAGACCUACAUGAAGCUGCACCCCGAGGUGAGUCAGAAGGAGCUGAAGGAGGCUCUGAGGAGACAGUGGUCCCAGCUGUCCGACAAGAGGAGACUGAAGUGGAUCAGCAAGGCGCUGGAGCUCCAGAAAGAUUACGAGGACAGCAUGAGGGUCUACCUGGAAGCUCAUCCAGACGUAAACUCGGACGAUCAUGUCCGCUCCGUCCUCACCAAAGCCGAGAGACAGCUGAAAGACAAGUUCGACGGACGGCCGACCAAACCUCCCCCUAACGGGUACUCGCUGUACUGUGCGGAGCUGAUGGUGAACAUGAAGGACGUGCCGAGCACGGAGCGCAUGGUGCUGUGCAGCAAACAGUGGAAGAUGAUGACGCAGAAGGAGAAGGACAUGUUCCAGAAACGCUGCGAGCAGAAAAAGAAGCAGUAUGACAUCGACCUGCAGCGCUUCCUGGAGAGUCUUCCAGAGGAGGAACGAGACAGAGUCAUGACUGAGGAGAAAAUGGGCGGGGCCAAAUUGGGUGCAGGCGUGGCCUCAAGCCCCCACAGAGCCAAGUCUCCAUCAGUCAAGGAGCGGUGUCGAGAGGCGGAGUCUGAGCCGUGGGUCGCCGCUGGACUGCCGAAAGAAAGACGGGACGGGAAAAAGACGGCAGCAGCAAAGCUUCCAGAGACGCCAAAGACGGCGGCGGAGAUGUGGCAGCACAGCGUGAUUGGCGACUACCUGGCUAAGUACAGAAGUGACCGCAGGAAGGCCCAGGCGGCGAUGGACACGGCGUGGAACUCGAUGGAGAAGAAGGAGAAGAUUCCGUGGAUCAAGAAGGCGGCAGAAGACCAGAAACGUUACGAGAGGGAGCUGUUGGAGAUGAGGACUCCAGCGGCGGGUCAGCGGAAGCCCAAGUUUGACGGCGAGCCGAAGAAGCCUCCAGUGAGCGGCUACCAGAUGUUCUCCCAGGAGCUGCUGACCAAUGGCGAGCUGAACCACUUCAGCCUGAAGGAGCGGAUGGUGGAGAUCGGGAAACGCUGGCAGAAGCUGAGCCAGAGCCAGAAGGACAAGUACAAGAAGCUGGUGGAGGAGCAGCAGGUGGAGUACAAGGCGGAGCUGGAGGCCUGGGUCAAGUCUCUGUCUCCUCAGGACCGCGCCGUCUACAAGGAGAUCUCGUCUUCGAAACGUCGCAGCACCGCCAAAGUUCGAAGCAGCCCCGUAGCUAAAGUCCGCGUGACUGCGAAGGGGAAGGCGGGAAGUUCAAGAGCUGCGACACCUGGUGUGGCAGUGAGCAAGAGGGCGAUGGCGUACCGAGCCAAGGACAUGUCUGACUCAGACGAGGAGGAGAAGAGCGAGUCGUCGGACUCUGACGAAGACGACGAGACGUCAGGAAGCACAGACAGCGACGACGACGAGAACGACGAUGACGAAGACGACGACGACCAGAGCUCAUCGGAGGAAUCCAGUGACUCGGACACAGACUAGCUUCACCCUUUCCUCCUCAUUGGAGAGGACAGGCUGUGCAGGCCACACCUCCUCACAGACCAAUCAUCCUGGCAGACCAAUGAGAGGAUGUUAUGCGGCACCGGCCCCUCCCGCCUUCCUCUGAAGAGGGCGGAGCCUUUUGUUACCCGUGUUUGUUUUUUAUCGAGUGCGUGUUGGUUUUUAGCAGAUGGGCGGAGCAAAGCUCAGGUGGGCUCUCAAGUGUCCUUUUGACAAAAUGGUGAAGGCAGGGCAGGGGGCAGGGUUUGUACAGUUUGGCAGGUGGGGGCGCAGUGAGCAGCAGUUCAGGGUUCAGCCACCCACCUGAAAUUAUUAAUAAAUGCACUUUUCUCA
Messenger RNA from Oreochromis aureus, 4043 nucleotides. RefSeq names its product upstream binding transcription factor, like (gene ubtfl). The coding region runs from base 1599 to 3692 and encodes 697 amino acids. Lineage: Eukaryota; Metazoa; Chordata; Actinopteri; Cichliformes; Cichlidae. The transcript is spliced from 20 exons. The record is from RefSeq and is a predicted model, not a curated record.